CCUGUUGCGCGCUCACGAGACGUACACAACUUUCGAGUCCCCCUGGAGACGCGUUCCCGCGGCGGCGGUCCACCGGGGCAGCCUGCGCCGCUUCCCGCACCUCAGUUCACCGACAGGAGCCGUCCGGGAGGGGUCCCGCAGUCCGGGGCUCAGACUUGCGCCCGUGAAAACUUGGCUUCGCCCGGACAGCCGUGGCACAGGCGCCCGGGGAGAGGCUAGCCUCGCUAGCUAACUAGCUCCGCUGCGGCUCGCGGCGGCUCGCGCAGCCGACUGCACCUCUUCAUCCGCGGGCACAACUUCCAGAGCAGCGCCGCGGCACCCUCCGUGGAGACACCACGCGGAGGCAAAUGUGAGUGUUUGGUGUGCGAGCCGAUGAGAACAAAAACACACAGGUGAAGUUAAAGAGAGAAUCCGGAGCGGAUAAAAGGAAGCAGAAGGACCGUGUGUGUUCUGACUAGCACAAUGCGAGGAGAACGGAGGAGGAGGAGAAGGAGCCCCUCCGCUUCGAACCGGACAGAGAUGAGCACCGGGAGAUGAUGUGGCUGGAUUAGACGGGAUCCUCACAGCGGGGCUGCAGGCCAGCCGGGAAAUAGGAGUAACAUCAUAAUAAAACAUUAGGCUUUGCGUGUGUGUGUGUGUGUGUGUGUGUGAGAGAGAGAGAGAGAGAGAGUGAGAGAGAGAGAUCGAGAGAGAGAGAGAGAUCGAAGUGCCUAUGGCGGAGUUUGGGGAGGACGGCAGCCUGCCUCCUCCAUUGAAUCUCGGGGAUCCGGCCGUGCCCAGAGACGAGGCUGCCGGGAAGACGCAUUGCGAAGUGUCGGUGCUGAAUGGAGACUGUGGCGGGAUGCCAGAAAACAUGGUCGGAUCGGGACAAGCCGGCGUGGAAAACGCCAACAGCUCAGUGGGACCGGAUAGCAAAUCCGAAAUACCGCGCAGGAGCAGCAUUAUCAAGGAUGGAAAACAACGGAAAGAAAGGAAAAAGACCGUGUCCUUCAGCAGCAUGCCCACCGAGAAGAAGAUAAGCAGUGCAAGCGAUUGCAUCGGCGCAAUGGUGGAUGGCUCUGAGCUGAAAAAAGUGCGAUCCAAUUCGCGGGUCUACCACCGCUACUUUCUCCUCGACGCAGACAUGCAGUCCUUGAGGUGGGAGCCUUCAAAGAAGGAGUCGGAAAAAGCCAAAAUCGAUGUAAAAUCAAUCAAAGAAGUUCGGACGGGGAAAAAUACGGACACUUUUAGAACGAAUGGAACUUACGACCAGAUAUCCGAGGACUGCGCUUUCUCAAUCAUCUUUGGGGAGAACUAUGAGUCACUGGACUUGGUGGCAAACACUGCAGAUGUAGCCAACAUUUGGGUGACAGGGCUGAGGUACCUGAUCUCCUAUGGGAAACACACUUUAAAUAUGAUUGAGAGCAGUCAGAACAACAUGCGCUCAUCUUGGCUCGGGGAACUUUUCGACGAGGAGGACAGUAACCACAGCAGACAAGUAACGAUAUGUGCUGCUGUGCAGCUGGUCAAGAAGUUGAACCCGGGACUUAAAAAUGUGAAAAUAGAACUGAAGUUCAAGGAGCUUCAUAAAGCCAAGGACAAAUCAGGCUCUGAUGUGUCAAAAGAUGAGUUCAUUGAAGUCUUUCAUGAUCUUUGUACAAAACCAGAAAUUUAUUUUCUAUUCGUUCAGUUUUCCAGUAACAAAGAAUUUCUUGACACGAAGGACUUGAUGAUAUUCCUGGAGGCAGAGCAGGGAAUGGCACAAGUCAGCGAAGACACCAGCCUAGAGGUAAUUCAGAAGUAUGAACCGUCUAAAGAGGGUCAGCUGAAAGGUUGGCUGUCCCUUGACGGGUUCUCCAACUAUCUCAUGUCUCCAGAGUGCCAUAUAUUUGACCCUGAACAAAAGUCUGUUUGCCAAGAUAUGAACCAGCCUUUGUCCCACUACUACAUCAAUGCAUCCCACAAUACUUACCUGAUAGAAGAUCAGUUCAGAGGUCCAUCUGAUGUAACAGGGUAUAUCCGCGCCCUCAAGAUGGGCUGCCGCAGCGUAGAGCUUGAUGUGUGGGACGGGCCCGAUAACGAACCUGUCAUUUACACUGGCCAUACAAUGACUUCUCAGAUCGUUUUUCGCAGUGUCAUUGACGUCAUCAACAAGUAUGCCUUUGUUGCCUCCGAGUUUCCUCUGAUACUGUGUUUAGAGAACCAUUGUUCCUUAAAGCAGCAGAGGGUAAUGUUUCAGCACCUAAAGAAGAUCCUUGGAGACAAGAUCCACCUCGAUCCCCCAAAACCUGAGGACUGCUACCUUCCCUCACCUUCUGAACUGAAGGGAAAAAUCCUGCUGAAGGGAAAGAAACUGAGCACGAACUGCACUGCUUCAGAAGGUGAGGUGACAGAUGAGGACGAGGGUGCAGAGAUGUCUCAGAGGAUGAGCAUUGACUCUGCGGAACAACAGACUAUCGCACCCAAGAAAUUCCAGCUGUCAAAGGACCUCUCAGAUCUAGUCACUUUGUGCAAAUCUGUGGAGUUCAAAGACUUUCAGACAUCUUUCCAGAGCCAGAAGCCCUGGGAGCUCUGCUCUUUCAAUGAAGUCUUUGCCAGUCGCUGUGCCACUGACUUGCCAGGUGACUUUGUCAACUAUAACAAGAAGUUCCUCGCACGAGUUUACCCAAGCCCAAUGCGGAUCGACUCCAGCAACAUGAAUCCACAGGAUUUCUGGAAGUGCGGCUGCCAGGUUGUAGCAAUGAACUACCAGACUCCUGGCCUGAUGAUGGAUCUGAACAUCGGCUGGUUCCGUCAGAACGGGAACUGUGGCUACGUUCUGCGUCCGGCCAUCAUGAGGGAGCAGGUUUCAUAUUUUAGUGCCAACACUAAAGAUUCAGUGCCUGGAGUUUCUCCACAGCUUUUACACAUCAAGAUCAUCAGUGGACAGAACUUCCCCAAACCCAAAGGCUCAGGUGCCAAAGGAGAUGUAGUUGACCCGUAUAUAUAUGUGGAAAUACACGGCAUUCCUGCUGACUGUGCGGAACAAAGGACUAGAACUGUCAACCAGAAUGGGGAUAACCCUCUCUUUGAUGAGAGUUUUGAGUUUCAGAUAAACCUCCCCGAGCUGGCAAUGGUGCGCUUCGUGGUGCUCGACGACGACUACAUCGGCGACGAGUUCAUCGGCCAGUACACGAUUCCCUUCGAGUGUCUCCAGCCGGGUUUCCGCCAUGUUCCACUGCAGUCUCUCACGGGGGAAGUUCUGCCGCAUACCUUGCUGUUCGUUCACGUGGCCAUAACCAAUCGAAGAGGAGGCGGAAAGCCACACAAAAGAGGACUGUCUGUGAGAAAGAGCAAGAAGAGCAGAGAGUAUGCCAGCAUGAGAGUGCUACUGAUCAAGGCUGUUGACGACGUCUUCAAAACAGCCAUGUUACCCCUGAGGGAGGCAACAGACCUCAGAGAAAACAUGCAGAAUGCCAUAGUGUCCUUUAAAGAGCUGUGCGGCCUUUCAGCGGUGGCUAACCUGAAGCAGUGCAUCCUGGCUCUUGCCCCUCGACUGACGGGGCCGGACAACAGCCCCCUUCUGGUGUUCAACCUCAACGACCAGUACCCCAACUUGGAGCCCCAAGGCCUGCUGCCAGAGGUCCUCAAGAAGGUCGUCACCACGUACGAAAUGGUGAUCCAGACCAGCAAGACCCUGCUGGAGACCUCUGAGGGCGUGUACGAGAGGAUUCUCCAGACGCAGAAAGCAGCCAUGGAGUUCCACGAGAACCUGCACGACCUGGCCGUCAAGGAAGGGCUGAAGGGCCGGAAGCUGCACAAGGCCGUGGAGAGCUUCACCUGGAACAUCACCAUCCUCAAGGGUCAGGCGGACCUCCUGAAGCACGCCAGAGCGGAGGUCCAGGAGAACCUGAAGCAGAUCCACUACGCGGCGCUGACCUGCAAGCUGAGCAAAGGCGGCGGCGCGGCGGGCGGCUCGUCGGGCUCCUCCGAGUCCCGGAGUAGGCGGAGCCUGGAGGCCAUCCCGGAGAAGGCCACCGGCGAGGACGAGCUGACCGACGAGGACAACUGAGACCCGCCACACCCCCGUCCGUCUGUCCCGCACCACUCAGUGUCUUUACCCAGGCCGCAUUGCUACACUCACACACACUCACAAACGCCAUCGUGUACAUUCCUGUAUCUCAAGCACAGCUGUCACCUCUCAGUCUUCUGCCUUGUUCUCAUCAAUAAAACGCCGCCUCACCGAACUGUCAGCCUGACGUCAAGUUAUGGGGAAAUAACCCCCUCACACACACACACACACACCCACACAGACACACACACACACACACACACACACACACACACGCACGCACACCCACACACACGUAAAACCAUGAGGCUCAGACAUCUUCCACCCCGGAGGAGCCCCGCCCGCCCGCCACUCCUCCGUCGCCCCCCGUCUCCUGGAGGAGCCCCGCUAACUACCAGCCACAGGACUGUUCCCAGGACAGCCUGGUGGGCGGCGGAGGCUCCGGGACGUCUGAGGAGAUUUCUACAAGCACAAUUUUCUGGAGUUCUGAAUGUAACGGGAGCCAGGAGGAACCAGAAGGAGGAGGAACCCCGAGGAACCCGGAGGAACGAGAGUAAAGAGCUGUUUACAAUACUGAACUUUGUCCGUGUUCUUGUCUGCCAAAACCCGACCCUGUUGUGUAUAUAUGGAGUUUCCUGUUACCUUUUUUCUGCAGAGUGCAUCAUUUUAUUAUUGUAUACUGGGAAAUAUAAGAUUUAUUUUAUAAAAGAUAUAUGAACACGU
Salarias fasciatus (jewelled blenny) is the source of this 4753-nucleotide messenger RNA. RefSeq names its product phospholipase C like 2 (gene plcl2). Gene Ontology annotation, molecular function: phosphatidylinositol-4,5-bisphosphate phospholipase C activity. The record is from RefSeq and is a predicted model, not a curated record. NCBI's taxonomy places the organism in Eukaryota, Metazoa, Chordata, Actinopteri, Blenniiformes, Blenniidae. Gene Ontology annotation, biological process: phosphatidylinositol metabolic process; phosphatidylinositol-mediated signaling; gamma-aminobutyric acid signaling pathway. The transcript is spliced from 7 exons. Bases 713 to 4030 code for a protein of 1105 amino acids.